AUGACCGAUGAUAUUUUUGUGCCCUUUGUUCAUUACGAUGUUCAUAUUUUUCCUUUCUUGUUUGUGACUGACAGGACGAUGAGUGAUCAACCAGCAAUCAAUGGCUUGAUUCCUCCACCCGUUUCAGAGCCAAAUAAGGUUGCAGCCUCCUCGACAGAGACAAAACCAAAGAAGAGGAUAUGUUGCGCUUGCCCUGAUACAAAGAAGCUGAGAGAUGAGUGCAUCGUAGAGCAUGGCGAAUCGGCUUGCACAAAAUGGAUCGAGGCUCAUAAAAUGUGUCUCCGAGCAGAAGGUUUCAACGUCUGA
This is a messenger RNA of Arabis nemorensis, 306 nucleotides long. The record is from the annotation of a GenBank genome assembly. Lineage: Eukaryota; Viridiplantae; Streptophyta; Magnoliopsida; Brassicales; Brassicaceae.